This is a messenger RNA of Aphanomyces astaci, 534 nucleotides long. RefSeq lists its product as hypothetical. The transcript has 2 exons. The record is from RefSeq and is a predicted model, not a curated record. NCBI's taxonomy places the organism in Eukaryota, Oomycota, Saprolegniomycetes, Saprolegniales, Verrucalvaceae. Bases 1 to 534 code for a protein of 177 amino acids.
AUGACGCUGGACGAAUGCCGUAUCUGCCUUUCCCGGCUGGAGAAUGUGUUCCGACUGCUAAAUAUCAAGAUCAGAGAAGCGGAAGACGACGAAGUCUAUACGUGGUAUUUGGAAUCAUACUUGGUGGGCGCGGGCUCUCGAGAAUACCUGGCACUCAACCAAAAACUCGUCAAGAUGAUAUCUCUGCUGCACUACGUAGUUAAGUACAGCCAAACCUACUUCCGUGAGUCGCGAGCGGCUUUGUGGAUUCAUGAAAACACCGACCCAUCCGCGCCUCGAAGGCCGUCAAUCAAGAAUGAGUCAGUCACACCGAGUCGACGCAGCUCUGCCCAAGCCUCCAUUGGUACGAGAGACACCAUGCAAAGUGCGGACCCGGUGCUACCACAGACCACAGUUGACAUGGAGGCUUCAAUGUUGGAGAAAAAAUUGGACCAGAAGAUGGAGGGCAUUCGGUCCACGUUGGAAGCGUUGAUGGCAAGCCUUCCAACAACUGCAUUACCUCGUCCUUCACCAAGCCAGUCGCAGAACCGAUAA